AUGGCCCUAUCGCUAUUAGCUCGGUCCGUAAAGUGGGAAUUUGCCAGCGAUGACUACACGUUUCGACGGUCGUUGGUGUCGCACGUGCAGGAGCUCCUUCGGGUGCCGGAUGCGGAGGACGCGUUGAGUGAGGAGGAAAAGAUGGAGGACUGGCCCGUGCUGGGUCUUAUUCUGUCAGAGAAUGGAUGGAUGAAAGAUGCUCUACCCCUCAUGGAGGAGGUGGUGGCACUGCGGAAGAGCGUUCUCGGGGCGGAUCAUCCUGAUACGUUGACGUCGAUGGGCAAUCUAGCGAAUCGGUACAGCGAGGCCGGACGACGAGUCGAGGCACUAUCGUUGACGGAGGAGGUGGUGGUACUAUACAAGAGUAAGCUUGGGGCGGAUCAUCCCGACACGUUGAGGUCGAUACACAAUCUGGCGAAUCGGUAUAGCGAGGCCGGACGACGAGUCGAGGCACUGUCGUUGACGGAGGAGGUAGUGGCACUGCGGAAGAGUAAGCUCGGGGCAGAUCAUCCUGACACGUUGUCGUCCGAAAGGCUUCUUACUUACCUUUAUCAAAAAAGCAUGUAG
This is a messenger RNA of Fonsecaea pedrosoi CBS 271.37, 567 nucleotides long. RefSeq lists its product as uncharacterized. The transcript has a single exon. Gene Ontology annotation, molecular function: protein binding. The record is from RefSeq and is a predicted model, not a curated record. Lineage: Eukaryota; Fungi; Ascomycota; Eurotiomycetes; Chaetothyriales; Herpotrichiellaceae. The coding region runs from base 1 to 567 and encodes 188 amino acids.